AUCCUUAGUGUGGCGUAUGCUUGACACUGAAGAUAUUUACCUGCAUAUUAAUCACCUAAUUCCCUCAAGUGUUUCUCUAAAGGAUGUCAGUGACGUUUGGUGAAAUACACCAAAUAUCCACACGGUGGCAAUACUGGACCAUUUGUGAUGAGAGGGGGAGCAGCGGUAGAUGCUGUCCACCGUUCAUCAAACAUGCUUGUCAUUUAAAGGGUUAUGUAGAGGAUUUAAUGCGGCUGCAGUUUAUUAUAUUAUUAAAACCUUUGGGAAAAAAAUGGUACAAAUUAUCAUCUUUUGGUCUGUUCUGAAUAUCUUGCUUUUGGUGGAAUUGAUGUCUGAGAAGGAAAUCAUUACUGUUGAGCUCAGUUAUUAAAUCACAUGUGAUGUAUUACUCAUUUAUUGCCAUUUUUAUUUUCCAUUUCAAUGUAAUAAUUCACUAAUUGCUCCCCAUCACAUAGACUAUAUUUUUUGCAUUACACUUCCUAAAUGAGUGACUGUGUCUUUAGACAACAAAAAAAAAUCGGAAUAAUUCUGUUUUGGGAAUCAUUAUCCUGUUGUGCUAAAUGUCCAAACGAGCCGUACAAUCUAAUGACCAUAUAGUUCCUUAAUAUGAGACUAUCUAACAGUUUCACUUUUCCAUAUUUAAUUAGCCUACAAUAUGAUUGAUGAUCAUAUUGAGGUCCAUUGGGAGGUGAUACCAGACGCAUACUUCCUUUUGCAUCAAUCAUUGUGUCGUUCAAAUCAACAGGCCACAUCUAAAUCUGUAAUAUAGCCUCUGUAAUACUAUAGUAAUCAGACUAUUGUAACGCGUUACCGGCGGCGCGCUGCGCUGUGCGCUCCGGAGUCUCCAUAAAAGUUGGUGCGCGCACAGGCGAGCUGUCAGACUGGGGAGAGACGCGGCGGAGCAAAGACUGCAGACUCAAGUGAUGGAUCAGGAUCGAUCCCACUUUGACAAAUUCAUAUAGUAAUUUUGAGCGCGCGCUGUGAUCCACUGGGGGACUGGCAGCCACCACCAGGACGCAGUUAACGCGUAUUAUCCGCCUGAGUGUUAACAGGCUGCUGCUCGUUUCUGGACUCUAACGGAAUAAAGAGACAGGGGAGGGUUUGGAUGCAGGACAAUCUCGGCUGUGCGGCGGAUAACAUGCUCACGCUGCCGCGUUCAGAAGACCAGUAAUCGUGUCUGAUUCUGACAAAAGGUGUUUUGAUUUCAUUCGUGGGGAAAAGAGAGGCACCACUCCCGUUUUUUUCCGCCUAACCUGGACACUAAUGUCUCCACAUCACAGACACUCCAGUGGAUUGUUGUAGCAGCAGCCCCGCCGAUGGUUUGAGAGGGCGUUAAGGUGCGGGAAGGGAGUGGGACAAUUACAGGAUGAGUGAGCGAUACACCCAGAUCGGAAGUAAAGGGGCUCUACUAGUAAUGGUGCUUGUGAUCAGUGUCUGGGAGAUGGCCGUAACAACAGAAGGAGCUACAGCAGCGCAUCAUGUCCGAACAGGCACCUGUGAGGUGGUGGCGUUGCAUCGCUGCUGCAACAAGAACAAAAUCGAGGAGCGGUCGCAAACUGUGAAGUGCUCCUGCUUUCCCGGGCAAGUGGCCGGCACCACCAGAGCAGCCCCGUCAUGUGUAGACGCCUCCAUAGUGGAGCAGAAGUGGUGGUGUCAGAUGCAUCCGUGCCUUGACGGGGAGGAAUGCAAAGUUCUUCCUGAUCUGAAGGGCUGGAGCUGUGCUACAGGGAACAAGAUCAAAACUACAAAGAUUUCCGCGGACAGAGAGCAGCUUUGGUAACGUCAGAGGCUUCUGAGCGGAGUUCAGGUGAACCAACCUUUCUGGUUUUUAUUAGAUCAUCAAAAGAGAAGUAAUGCAAAGGACCUUUUCUGUAAAUAGAGACUUUCUUCUGGACUGCAAUUAAUCUUUGGAAAACUCUGAAUGCUUCUUCUUGAACUGGAUGAACAUCAAGGCCCGAUCAUUCAGCACUUCUUUUUGAAGAACUCCAUAGGAUAAGCCUUAUUGGACAACAGGAUUUAUUCUGGGACAUUGUCCUGCUUGUAGUGGAAACCAAUGGCGAACCUUGCCUAUGUGUUCAUUUCUAGACUAACAUGUCCUUUACAGGGGGAUUGCCAUCACAGGUUGACCAGGGUGAACAGCAGGUCAGUUUGUUGAAAAAUGGGAUUUUCUUUAAACCAGUCAAUUGGGGCUUUCUUCUCGAACAAUGUGUAGUUCAAAGGGUUCAGAUAUAGAUGAAAAUAUGCGGCAGAUAUUCAGUGUGAUUUUCAAAGGAAUGCAGAACCAAAUAUACAUUUUAAACUUACAAUUUUAAACCUACAACACAUUAAGAGGACUGCUGAACUGAACUGAUGGAGGACCAGCGCUGUAAAAAGUUCAAACUGAUCAAACUACAUGAUGUUAUCAGACAGAAAGUUGGAUAAAGUUGUGUUUUUUUCCCCUCUGAAAAAUCACUCUGCCAUUUCCUGUCGCUUCUGCCAGAUUUUGUUUGUGAAUGACAGCUCUGGAGUUCAGAUUCUAGACAACAGUGUACAUUAAACACACAGCAUCUGGUCACUGACAACAAUGUUCCCAAAACUGUUUUUCAACUCAAAGUAUGAUUUUCAGUAGGUAUUGCUGACUUCCUUUGUCUGUGUAAGUGAUGACAUCAGUAAUAAACUAUGGUUGUGUAACUAAA
Messenger RNA from Etheostoma cragini (Arkansas darter), 2675 nucleotides. Its product is annotated as chemokine-like protein TAFA-2. Lineage: Eukaryota; Metazoa; Chordata; Actinopteri; Perciformes; Percidae. The transcript has 6 exons. The coding region runs from base 1367 to 1780 and encodes 137 amino acids. Gene Ontology annotation, molecular function: receptor ligand activity. The record is from RefSeq and is a predicted model, not a curated record.